Molecule: messenger RNA, 4055 nt
Organism: Rana temporaria (common frog)
Lineage: Eukaryota; Metazoa; Chordata; Amphibia; Anura; Ranidae
Gene: EVC
Product: EvC ciliary complex subunit 1
Exons: 20
Coding region: 918-3716 (932 amino acids)
Biological process (GO): smoothened signaling pathway
Source: RefSeq, a predicted model, not a curated record
UCCACAGGAAACUUUACUGCUACCGAGAUCACUAAUCUGUCCGCGGGAUGGAGGAGAGCGGAGCGGGGUGCAGGCCGGGGGAGGACUGGCAGAGCUCAUGGUAGUGGAGGACUGGCAGAGCUCAGUAUAGCAAAGGACUGGCAGAGCUCUGGGUAGGAAUUAGGAAAGCCCAGCAUAGUGGAGUACUGACCAAGCUCACGGCAGGACUGGCAUUGCCCAGGGUAGCAAAGGACUGGCAGAGCCCAGGGUAUGACUGGCAGAGCCCAGGGUAGCUUAGGACUGGCAGAGCUCUGGGUAGGACUGGCAGAGCUCAUGAUUGCAAAGGACUGGCAGAGCCCAGGGUAGAACUGGCAGAGCCCAGGGUGGUGGCGGACUGACAGAGCUCUGGGUAUGACUUGUAGAGCCCAGGGUAGCUUAGGACUGGCAGAGCUCAGGGUAGCAAAGGUCUGGCAGAGCUCAGGGUAGCAAAGGUCUGGUAAGGACUGGCAGAGCCCAGGGUAGCAAAGGACUGGCAGAGCCAAGAGUAGGACUGGCAGAGCUCAGGGUAGCUUAGGACUGACAGAGCUCUGGGUAGGACUGGCAGAGCUCAUGAUUGCAAAGGACUAGCAGAGCCCAGGGUAGGACUGGCAGAGUUCAGGGUAGGACUGGCAGAGCCCAGGGUGGUGGCGGACUGACAGAGCUCUGGGUAUGACUUGUAGAGCCCAGGGUAGCUUAGGACUGGCAGAGCUCUGGUAAGGACUGGCAGAGCUCGGGGUAGGACUGGGAAAACCCAGGAUAGCGGAGUACUGACCAAGCUCUGGGUAGGACUGGCAGAGCCCAGGGUAGCAAAGGACUGGCAGAAGCCAGAGUAGGACUGGCAGAGCUCAUGGUAGCAGAGGACUGGUAGAGCUCAGCAUAGCAGUAUCUGCUUUGAAGCCAUGGCAAGCGGUAGCUGCUCCUCCGAUAUAGUCCUGACAUUCUCAGUGGACUCGGUGGAGGUGGUCCCGGGUCUGAUGGCAGUUGCGGUGGUCCUGGGCGCUGUAAUCGGGGUCCUUGCUGCAGGACUGCUGUGCUGGUUUGUGGUUUUGCCCCUUCUUUCCAGGAAGGUCAAGGACUCGGAAGCAAAUGUAGAGAACAAGAAAUCUGAUCAUAAACAAGAUGCCAGUGAUUCUCCCUCAAAAGCUAAAAAGAAGAUUCGAAUAAGACCGUCUAGACUUCUGCCACUGGAAGAAGAAGGUGGCCAGCCGUCCAGUAAUGGCGUUGAAGCGUUUGCAUUAAGGGCCAAAGUUGUUUAUCCAAUAAAUCAAAAGUUUAGGCCUCUUGCUGAUGGAGCAUCAAACCCAUCCCUGCAUGAAAAAUCUAAGCGUGCCCAGUUACCUAACCAGAUGUUUGAAGACUCCGCGGGGAGCAGUACAGAAUCUCUGAGUCAGGGGGAGAAGGAGGAUGGAAGUUCAUCCACCACAAUACAUUCCACUACCAGUCUGGAUAGAUUCUACGAGAGAACCUUUCCCCGAGUCAACGCUUUUCCGGAAGUUCUCAUUUGUAACAGCUGUGAUGUUAAGUUGUGUCUCUACAGUCUGUGCCUACAAAGCUUGCCUCUUCUGGAUGCUGAACUCAGACGAGAACAAUACACGAUGUUUGUUCAGAUUCUUCGCAUCAGCCUGACUGACCUACUGCUGGAGAAGAAGAUUGAUAGAGACCUGUACACGCACAUCCUUUCAUCAAAGGAGACUGAGCUGGAGCAGCUGGAACAGACAUACCGCUCUAGAAUGGCUUCCAGCAAGCUGACUCGAGGACAGGGCUCGGAAUUUCAGACUAUGGAGGACAUUGAAAGAAGGGAGAGGGAAUACUCCGACCACCUCAUUCAAAAUUUAGAAGGCUUCUGGAGGCAGAUGGAGAGCACCCAUCAGUUCCUUCAUGAGAAGGUGAAGUGCUCAUAUGAUGAAGCUGGAAGAAUUAUGAUGAACCUGAUACUAAAAAUGAUUGCAGUGGAGAGCAUCCUGUGCGACUCUCAGGAGGAGCUGGCCAUGGACAUACAAGAAAAGAUGAUCCGCUGGGAGCACAUGGCGAAGGUGGUGGAUUCCAUGAAGUACCAAAUACAGGAGGAGAGUGAAUGCCGACUCGGUGCCGUUUCCAAAACUUUGGAACAUCUGACCUUAAAGAAGAAGAUUACUGUGAAACAGAAGGAGAGACACCUCACCGAUCUCUUCAAAGCAUUCUGGGAGGAAGUGUCACGGUACAACAAGGAUUGUCUUCAUCAGACUAAAGCUUUAAUAACCGUACAUUUGGGACAACGCAGUAAACUUAUUGAGAUCCUUCACAAAACCCAGACAGAGGAGCGCCUCCGUUUCCUGGAAAAGGCAGAGGGGUCUGCUGACGCAGAUAAAUUUAUUAAGGAGUACCACAAGCUGCUGGAGACACAGAGGGAACUGUGUGCAGAACUGGAAGACGAAGAGGACUGCAAGGUCAUCGAUGCUGUUGCUGAUCUCUGUAAGGAAUUGUAUACAGGGGCCUCCCAGACAUUUGAAAAGUUGGUGAAAAAGCUGCUGUUCAAGACACUUCCUGAAAUCGCUAACUUGACAUUAGGAGAGUGUGAAAUUCUAAAGCAUGAACUACGGCAGAAUCUUUCAGCAGAGCUGGAGAAGGCUGAGAAUGAACGCAAGACCAGGAUCAAACUCUUCCAGGAGAAACUCGUACAGGAAAAGCAGUUAUGGUCACGAGAGCAAGCGCUGUCAGCCAUGCUUGAUAAGUAUGUAUGUGAGACACAACAGCAGAUCACCGGAGAUGUGUUAGAUCGGUUAACUGGCCUCAACGAGGAGUCCCACAGACUCGCAGUACAAAGACACAAGUUUUUGCUGAGAUCUGUCAUGCGUACACUUUCCCUUCGAACUAUUACUAUGGCAACUCUCACACAGAUGAGGAUGUCCAGAAAGAUUGUCAUUGUUCAAGAGCUGAAGGAGCAACAUGCCUUAGAAAAGGGCAAGUGGCACUUACAGAACGAGGAGCAAUGGCAAACCCAGAACGAGAUGGAAGCUCAUAUCUCAGAGGAGGAAAGCAAGCUGGAGGAGGAAACCUGGCAGGCACGCAGUGACUUCCAGCAACAGCUUCUUUUAGACCUGACUGAAGCCAAUCAUGGGAUUCGCCAGCACAUGGAGCGUGCCAUAGGACAAAGCCUAAUCCACCAUGCACAGCAGGAGGCUGCCAAGAGUAUGAUAGAAGAGAACAGUGAAUUUAAGGAACGUCUGCUGGAGGCUGCAGUGGAGAGCGUGUACAUCUCAAGCAGUAAUGUGAACAAUCUGGUUCAAAGCUACUAUCAAAACACAGAGCAAGUCUUAAAGGAUUAUGAAAAGGAAAAGAGUAAACAGUUAAAGGCCAUAAAAGAUAAUACUAAAUUACACAAUAACCAGAAACUGGCCAACCGUGCGCUCAAAGAAAAGGCUUCACAACAAGAAUCGGGUCAUUCUCUUCAUAAAAGGCUGAUCUCUCUACAAAAGCAAUUACUGGAGAAGCUCCGACUGUAUGAGCGAGGCCACCUGGACUCCUUGAGACAGAAAAAAUCUCUUCUACAUCUCCUGGAAGGCCAGCUGGAAAACAAGCUGAAGGAAGCAGAACAAGAUUUCAUUGCUGAGCUGGCUACAAUGGCGAGAAUCCGUCUUUCGGACAGUAGUCCUGUAACCAACAGAGCGGGAAAUCCAGAACUUGCCAGUAAAGCUGUCCCUGUGAAGAAGUUGAAGUGACAAUAUCCAGGAAAUAUGAACACAAUGAAUCACAACAUAUAUGAUUCACGUGUGAACUUUCAUUGAAAGACUAAAAGUGAUUUCACAUGGAAGUAAAGCAGUCAAUAGAGCAGUGAAAAGAGCAUUAACCCAUAGAAGAUAUGGUUGGUGUGAGUCGCGACAUUUUUCACAUUAUAAUCGCUCCUUGUCCUUCCAUUCAUAAAACACUUAAGGCCCCAUUCAAAUCUUCAUGUUGUUGUUUUUUUGCAUUUAAUUGAACGGGCUAGCCUAUGCACAAUAAACGUGCCACAGUAGCUCCUUUUUUUGUCAGUUUUUUAACCACUUAAGCCCCGGACCAUU